Diorhabda carinulata is the source of this 4611-nucleotide messenger RNA. RefSeq names its product opioid-binding protein/cell adhesion molecule-like. Gene Ontology annotation, molecular function: protein binding; axon guidance receptor activity. The coding region runs from base 325 to 1701 and encodes 458 amino acids. NCBI's taxonomy places the organism in Eukaryota, Metazoa, Arthropoda, Insecta, Coleoptera, Chrysomelidae. The record is from RefSeq and is a predicted model, not a curated record. The transcript has 8 exons. Gene Ontology annotation, cellular component: neuronal cell body; axon; plasma membrane. Gene Ontology annotation, biological process: homophilic cell-cell adhesion; synapse organization.
GUGCAACUGUUUCAGAAGUCGUGGCUUACUCGAUGGUAGAGAGCUUUUGGCUGAUCAGUGCAGAAUUACGAAAGCACAGCAUCGCACGCUGCUUUAGGAACUAGCGGGAAUCUGCCACGCGUUUUUCGUCGCGACGAUAUUUUUGGCGGGAUUCUUUUUAUUAUUUCAAUAUUAGAGAAGUUGAUACCUAAAGUUGAGAAACUAAUAUAAUAUGAACUUAACAUGGUUAAUAAAAAUAUGUUUGUGGUAAUUUUGAACGUUUCUGAGUGAGAUGUAUCUAAAAUAUUAAUAAUGAAGUUUUUUUAUACAGUUUUUUAGAAGGACAUGAGAAUUAUGAGUUUAACGUUCGUGUUUUUUUAUACGAUUUCUAGUUUUUUUGCUUGCUGUUUGGGUAUACUCAGUGGAGGUUCCGUGUUCAGUAGUCAUGGAUCUCCCAGAUUUAUAUCUAGAGGAAAUACUUUCAAAGUUGUUACUGGCGAUACAGUGGUACUGCCGUGUGAGAUACAAAAUUUAGGUCCAUUCGUGAUAGUAUGGAAACGCGGAACGACAUUAGUUAGUGCUGGACAACAACUAAUAAGCAUGGAUCCCCGAAUAUCCUUGAUUGGUUAUAAUUUACAACUUAAAGAUAUUCGACACGCUGAUCAAGGGGACUAUACGUGCCAAAUUGGAGACGGUUCCCAAGGGGAUCUCAUACACACAAUAGAAAUAUUAAUGCCACCCAGUAUUCAAAUACUUCCUCCAAGUGGACAAGUUGUUACGAGGAAAGGAGGUCCAGUUUCUUUUGAAUGCAAAGCGAACGGAAAUCCUACACCCACAGUACAAUGGUCUAAAAAGGAUGGUUUGUUGCCUUCUGGACACCAAGUGGAAACUGGUUAUUUACUAAACCUGAAUGAUGUUCAGAGACAAGAUGCCGGCGUCUAUCAAUGCACAGCAUCCAACGGCAUUGGACAACCGGUUACUGGAGAAAUUAAGCUUCAUGUACUGUAUCCCCCAGAAGUUAGCGUCAUAAAAUCUUGGGUAAAUGCUGGAGAAGGAGGCGAAGCUAAACUUGAUUGUGUAGUCCAUGCUGAUCCACCAGCAGAGGUAACAUGGUACCAAGAUUCUUUCAUUCUUCAGCCUACAGACCGCCGAACUAUGUCUAAAAACGGCAAUACUCACACUUUGACAAUUCGAAACGUUCAAUCAUCAGAUUUUGGAAACUACAGUUGUACGGUAUCGAAUUCAAUAGGAAGAGAUAAACGAUAUAUGGAACUAUCAGGAAAACCGGGACCAGCAAAAAUCAUCAGUGGCCCAUAUUCUAAUCCACACGAAUAUGAUUUAAAAUGGGUGGUACAAUCUGUAUUCCCCAUCAUCGAAGUCAGGAUACUGUACAGGAGAAUCAUGUCCAAUGCUUCAUACCAUCACCCUGGACAUUGGCAUGACGUCGUAGUGAAGCCUGCUCAAACUUAUAAUCCAGCAAAUAGUGAGAGAACUCAGCGUUACAAAUUAACCAACCUGUUUCCUGACUCAGUAUAUGAAUGCUUGAUUCAAACCAAGAAUCAACAUGGUUUUGGUGAACUUUCCGACCUUCAUCAGUGGUCGACUUCUCCAAGAGGUCGAUUCAUAGUGCAAAGCGGUAGUGGUAAUAUUAGAAAACUGUCUUUGAAAAUUAUAACUAUUAUAUGGAUAACGAUUUGUAUCGUAGAUAUUUUUAUAAUAUAAGAUAUUUCAUCUUACAUUGAGGCAUUAUUUUUGUAUUAUAUUCAAAAUGUUGAUAUUUAACUAUUUGUUUGUAAUAUAUUUGAUGGGUUCAAUCAUUAAGCAUAUAAAAUUAUUGAUUGUGAGUUUUUUUUUAGAAAACUGUACUAUUUUGUGAAAAUUACCAAAUCAUUUAAAAUAAACUGAUCCAAUGUUGCUGCCUUAUUUUCGAAGAAAUAUACAAACUGGUCCUCCAAGCUUGAAGUCAAAAUUUCCAAAAUACUACUAACCGGUUUGUCAUAUUUUAGCUCUUGGGUCAAUGUUUCUUAUCCUUGAUCCAGUUGAUCCAAAACCAUCAAGUUAACAGGUACUAUUGCCUAUACAAUUGCGAUCAAAAGUUUCACUCCCAAUUCUCCAUUUUCUAAAUAUAGUGUCACGAAUUAAGAAAGACUUCAUUGUUUUGUAUCUUAACUCUUGAAAAUUGUAUCUUGGGGCCUCGGUGCAUGCUUAUCCGAUUCUAUUUUCUCUCGAGUAAGCCAUUUUGUUAAAAAAUUUUCCAUCUCUAAUAGGAAAAAACUCAUCCUUAAGCUUAUCAAGCUAGACGGGCAAGUAAUCGAGUGGAGGAAAAUAGAAGAAAAUAACGGAAAUUCACACUACACAGUAAACUUCUCUGGAACAAACAUGAAAAAGAGAUAAUCCACAAAGCCAAAAAUUCUCUGAUGGUGUGUAUAAACUUCGCAGAGAGGAAUCAUCACAUAUGGGACAGUGGUUUGGGGUACUAGAACUAGUCUGCAUACCAUGAGGAACAAUCUCUCAAAGGUGCAAAGACUGGCUUGCUCAUGUGCAAGUGGAGCCAUGAAAUCUUGCCCUUCAGCUGCACUAGGAGUGAUUCUAAAUCUUCCACCUCUUCAUAUAGUACUGGAAAGCGUAGCUGAGAAAACAUCACUUGGAAUGUUCCGAGACGUAAUCAUCAAAGAAAAUCCGCUCCUAAAAAAAGACCAGCCCUGAGUCAUGCCUCAGGAUGCUACAACGUAAAAUUUAAACUUUGAGAAAAACUUCACCUCAAUAAUAAGCUGUGAAAGCAAAUAUGAUCAAAAAUACCAUACAGGAAAUGAACAGAAAUGCCAUUAAAUCGGAUCAAAAACAGCAGACGGAACUAGAUUAGAAGUGUGCGGGCACAGAAUCUAGCACUCUGAAAUCCUGGGGAGCGCACCACGCAUUUUUCAAGCAUAAAUCUAUGCAAUUAGAGCUCUAAGUUCCAAUAUCUUAAAAUCCAAACUCGUUUGGAUUUGAAGCAUUGGAAUGGAUUCCGGGACACACCGGAGCGAAGGGAAUUGAAAUAGUUGAUAAGCUCGCUAAGGCCGAGGGAGACAAGCCCUUCAUGGGACCCGAACCCUUCUGUGGUAUCAGCUACUGAAUAAUGGAAAAAGCAGUUGAAAAGAAGGUAGAUACAAACAAAACCAAUUAUUAGGGCAACCUACAGGGACUCAGAGAGGCAAUUACUCUUUUGGGAAACUAUAACCAGAGUAGAUCUGCUGAACGUAUGGACCUAGAUAAGAAGAAUCUACGAAUACUACAGGAGACCUAUCGGGGCACUGUCGCUUUAACAAACACCUGAAUAUACUAGGCUUAGCAGAUAAUGCGGUGUGCAAGUUUUGUUGCACAGACGACGGAAUCACUAUCCACAUUCUCUCGAAGUGUGAAACACUAAUUAAGUCCAGAGCUCUACACCUCGAAAUAGAAGACGAAUAUCUCUGGCAAUUUAAGCCAAUCCACAUUCUAGACUUUUUGAAAGGAGAGCGAUUGUUGGAUCUGCUAUAAACACUGGGUUCUCCAGUACCGCAGCAACAAACUCUGGAUCAUUUUUCGUGAAUCGCCUUGAGUGUCGACGAAUUAGACUUUCUUGACUCCAACAAUUAGUUAUCGUCGAGAUCUCAAUAUGACAACUAUUAGGGAUAAGGGUACAGGACAGUAUAAUUUUGCUUGAAUUGGUCCGACAAAAUUAAUGUAUGGGGGAUUGAAAGUAUACAUUUUGAUAGUAAGAGUACAGUAGAGGUAAGAAAUGACUUUGCGUCUUCGUAUUAAGCGGUUUUCACUCCUCCAUUUUUAUCAAUGUUAUCUUCUUAUCAAUUUCAAUUGUCUGGCUCAAAAAUUAGAGUUAAAAUACGACAAAUUCAACAAAAUUUUGAGCACUAUUUAAGCAAAAUUAGUAGUAAGUAAAGUUUGACAAAAUUGAUGUGUUUUCAGUGAGAAAUAAUGUACCAAAUGUGGAAUAUUUGAGAACGAACCUGGCGGACGAGAAGAAAAUAUUAUUGGGCAAAAUAUAUUUUUUGAUAAAACCAAACAAUUAGCAUAUAGAACUCCAUCAACGUUCAACAUUUGUUUGUAAAUUUUAACGUUAAUCAAAAAUAAACAUAGCUCAUUACCUGGUAUUCAAAUUACUUUAAUUGUUUGUGUGGUUUUGAAUUUGUAAAAUUUUUCGUGUUGUUACAUAUUUUGUUCCCGAUUCGUUGUUGUUACUAAGAAGUCAUGCGCGGGAGACCUAGCGUCGAUCUCUACGUCGUAGAAUAACCAAUCUUGUUAAUUAUUUAAUCAUAAAAUUAGUUAUUCCAGCUAAAUAGUUAUAUCCGUUCCAAUAAUUUUUGCAUUCAUAAAAUUCAACACCAUACAUUGGUUUGAUCAUGAGAGACAAAACAACUAGAAUUAAUAAACCAUAUUCCACCCGUAUAUCGUAAAAUUGUUUAUAUUGCAGAAUGUUCCGCUUGUUGGAAAUAUUUUUCGCAAAAUAGUAUCUACAGCUAAGUAGCUUAUGUCCGAUAAUCGAUUAAAAGGUUUUCCAUGCUUUUUGAUCGGCAAUGAAUCAAAAGACUCAAAAUAUAUAGCUACUUAUUUUAGAAUCAAAGUAGAAUAAACUAACCAUUAUCAAAAAACAAA